AUGUACAUCUGCCUUGAUGCUUGUAAGAAGGGCUUCAAAGCUGGUUGCAGGCCCUUAAUUGGCUUGGACGGUUGCUUUUUGAAGAGCUAUUAUGAAGGUCAACUAUUGAGUGCUGUGGGUGAAGAUGCAAACAAGCAAUUUUAUGUGAUUGCCUAUGCCGUGGUUGAUAGUGAGACAGAGAAAAAUUGGAAGUGGUUUUUGACCUUAUUACAGGAAGAUUUAGGGGAUCAUGGAGGACUUGUCCCAGCCUUGAAGGAAAUUAUGCCAGGUUCACACCACAGGUUAUGUGUACAAUAUGUAUGGAAGAACUUCAUCAAGCAAUGGAAGGAUAAAGAGACAAGAGGAAUUGUGUGGGAAUGUGCUAGAUGCACCACUGUUCCCCAAUUUGAGAAGGUCAUGCUAAGGCUGAAGACUCUAAACGAACCAGCUUCGAAGUAUCUUGACAAUAUACACCCUUCAUGUUGGGUUAAGGCAUACUACAGUCACUGGCCUAAAUGUGACAAUAUUACAAAUAAUAUGGCUGAGGUGUGGAAUCCAAAGAUUGUGAAUUAUAGGUCCAAACCUAUAAUGACAUUAUGUGAGGAAUUGAGGUGCUACAUAAUGCGAAGGAUGGCAGCACACAAGAGGAUUCUACAAACCUUUAGGGGUAAGAUUGCACCUGCACAGCAGAAGAGGCUGGACCAGUUGAAGGUUGCAAGCAAUUCUUGGACACCAACAUGGACUGGAAACUUGGUCCAACAUCUGUAUGAAGUAUCUGGAAAGGGUCAACGUGUUAGGGUGAAUUUAACUCAACAAUCUUGUAGUUGUAAUGUUUGGCAGCUGACUGGAUUGCCUUGUGAACAUGCCAUUGCUGCCAUUGCACACAAGAAUGAACCUGUGGAAAAUCAAGUUCACCAAUGGCUGACAGUGGAUGCUUUGCAUGCCACUUAUGAACACAUCCUCAACCCAGUCAAUUCCCAACAAUAUUGGCCAGCUUGUGAUGCCCCAAAACCACUUCCUCCACGCUUGAAAAGGCUUAUUGGAUGUCCAAAAAAGCAUAGGAAGAAGGAUCCCACUGAAGAGCUUAUGAAGACCAACAAGAAGAUUACAAAGACUUACACAGUUCAAUGCUCCAAGUGUGGUGAGACUGGUCAUUACCCGAAGACAUGUAAGGGACCUGCUGGUGGUUCAAAGUCCAAGACAAAACCGGUUAAUGUUUUAAGUAGGCCAAUCAAGGACAGUUGA
This is a messenger RNA of Gastrolobium bilobum, 1224 nucleotides long. RefSeq lists its product as uncharacterized. Bases 1 to 1224 code for a protein of 407 amino acids. Gene Ontology annotation, molecular function: nucleic acid binding; zinc ion binding. The transcript is spliced from 2 exons. The record is from RefSeq and is a predicted model, not a curated record. Lineage: Eukaryota; Viridiplantae; Streptophyta; Magnoliopsida; Fabales; Fabaceae.